Blastomyces gilchristii SLH14081 is the source of this 5278-nucleotide messenger RNA. Its product is annotated as endonuclease/Exonuclease/phosphatase. Gene Ontology annotation, molecular function: phosphatidylinositol-4,5-bisphosphate 5-phosphatase activity; phosphatidylinositol-3,5-bisphosphate 5-phosphatase activity. NCBI's taxonomy places the organism in Eukaryota, Fungi, Ascomycota, Eurotiomycetes, Onygenales, Ajellomycetaceae. Bases 470 to 4054 code for a protein of 1194 amino acids. Gene Ontology annotation, biological process: phosphatidylinositol dephosphorylation. Gene Ontology annotation, cellular component: cytoplasm; membrane. The record is from RefSeq and is a predicted model, not a curated record. The transcript has 7 exons.
UCGAUCUCAAAAUAAAUAUAUAAAUCAUAUAUCAAUGAAUCAAACCAAAAUCAAAGUCAAAGAUCUCAGCACUCUAUAACGCUGAUACUAUCAUAAAGUCAUUUGCUACCGCUGUUGCCGUCCGGCAUAGGGACUACCUUAUGUAUCUUUGGCAGCUCAAUCCAUCCCGCCACUUGACAGCGACAACGACGACGACAACACCAACUAUCAACUACAGUCAACUUCGGCCGCGCGCACGCCCACCUAUAUACAUAUAUACAGCUAUAGGACCUGCGCUCUAAACUGCACGCCCGGCUGAGAAAAUGACUGUAGCUCAGUCCUUUUUCUACAAAUAGCUGGCAGGUCAGCCAUGCGCGCCGGUCUUCCGGGUUUGGCAACCAGCUAUUUAGCUGAUGUUAAAUAAUCAACUAAAUAAAUACACCUCCUUACACACAGCAUAGCCAGACAAGACAAGACACAGCCAGGAGCCAUGUCUCUGCGAGUUCUCUGUCGAGACCGCCCUGAUCGCUCGCUGGCAUUGAUCUCAGACGGCCAUGCGCUGAUCCUCCACCACGUCCCCGUCACUGAGUCGGCUUCAACCAAUUCAUACUCCAACGUUAGCCCGCCGAAAUGCCAUAUUGAAUUUGCCGGUCUUGAUGCGUUGGAUCUGUUGGGGUACAGAAACCUAGGUCGCGCACACGGGACGCUUGGAUUAAUCGCACUGAACAGCGAUAUCUUUCUAUGUACAAUAUCCCAUGCGUCGCAAGCAGCCACAGUGCGCCCUGGAGAGACAGUCCAGAGGAUUAUUAACGUGGAAUUUUACUGCUUGAACCGUUCGGAUUACGACAACGAUCUGGACUAUGAAUCCAGAUCAACUUUUGCAUAUCCCGCUGGUGACGACGACUACGGAAAUGGCUAUGAAGGCCGCGAGACUAUCACUGAAAAUCCGUUCCUCCCUCUCAAGAAGCUCCUUGGUGAUGGCAGUUUCUACUACAGUGUUGACUUCAAUCUCACUGACCGUCUUCAAGAUAGAGUUGAAGAAACUGCCUCGUUUGAUGUGGAUAGCCUCGAUAGGAACUUCUUAUGGAACUCCUAUAUGAUCGAGCCCUUUUUGCUAUUUCGAAGCCAUUUGUUGGAAUCUGAGCGGGAAACUCUGGACUCAUGCAGGAUAUUCACCUUAGCCAUCCGCGGCUUUGUUCACUCAUUAACCAUCCCUGCGUCUACGCCGUUGUUGCGCUCUUCUCAUUCAAAUCUGCCAUCAAGUUUGACUUUGAUAUCCCGCCUCUCUUCUCGAAGAGCGGGAACCAGGUUUAAUUCUCGCGGUAUCGACGACGAGGGGAAUGUUUCUAAUUUCGUAGAAACGGAGACCGUCGUAUGGAUUCCGCCAGGCAUAUGUUUCUCGUAUACCCAAGUUCGUGGAUCUCUUCCCAUCUUCUGGGAACAAAGCGUUGCCAUAGGAGGACAGAAAAUUCAAGUUACAAGGUCAACAGGCGCCUCCCAACCCGCGUUCGACAGACAUUUCGACAGUCUGUCCCUAACUUACGGUGCUGUACAUGUAGUAAAUCUACUCACGGAAUUAAAACCAGGAGAGGCAGAUUUAUCGGAACGAUACCGAUAUCACAUUUCUCAGAGCCCAUUGAAGCAGGGUCGUGAUCCUAAUACCUCCUCCGCACAUCAUCUUCUGCGGGCGACGGAUUUCGAUUUCCAUGCGGAGACCAGGGGACCUGCAGGCUACCAAAGCGCAUCCAUAAUUCGACAUCUGAUCCAAGAUUCGGCAGACGCAUUUGCGUUUUUUUUAUGCACAGGUGCCCCCAAGAACGAAAAAACUUUGAUCUCGACAGAUGAUGGAAACGUUGGCUUGACGGUUAUUCUUCAGCAGCAGGGCGUUUUUCGAACCAAUUGCUUGGAUUGUCUUGAUAGGACAAAUCUCGUUCAGACCAUUAUCAGUCACAUGGCUCUUGAAUCGUUUCUUGACCAGCAAGGUGGGAGAGCCUCUGAUGAAUUUUGGAGGCGGCAUUCAACUUUGUGGGCAGACAAUGGCGACAACCUGUCCAAAAUAUACGCUGGUUCUGGUGCUUUAAAAUCCUCAUACACCCGUCAUGGCAAGAUGUCACUCGCGGGUGCAUUUGCAGAUAUACGAAAAAGCGCAGCUCGCUUAUACAUAAACACUUUCACUGAUAGUGCGAGACAAAACACUAUUGACCUCCUUUUGGGCACUCUAACUGGACAGAGCCCCGUGCAUCUAUAUGAUCCCAUCAGCGAUUCCGUGAACAGAGCUCUCAGGCAACGAGUACAAGAGUAUACUUCCUCGAAACUAAUACGGGUAUGGGCUGGAACGUUCAAUGUCAACGGGCGAAGUAAUGGAGCUGAAGGAACAGACCUCUCUCUUUGGUUAUUGCCGCAACUUAACAGUUUACAGGAGGAUCCCUCGAUACUUGCCGUAGGGUUCCAGGAAAUCGUUGAGCUAAGUCCGCAGCAGAUUAUGUCCACUGAUCCCGGCAAUCGCCUGAUAUGGGAGAACGCUGUCAAGGAUACCUUAAAUUAUUACGCUCAUAGCAAAGACGUGAGCGAGUAUGUCUUGCUUCGAAGCGGCCAGCUUGUAGGCACCGCUUUAUUGGUAUUUGUUAAAUCGGAACUGCUUACCGAGAUAAAAGUUGUUGAAGGGAGCGUGAAGAAGACUGGUAUGUCUGGAAUGGCUGGUAACAAAGGCGGAUGCGCCAUUCGCCUACAGUAUUCGAACACACGAAUAUGUUUUGUUACAGCCCAUCUUGCGGCCGGCUUUUCAAAUUACGACGAGCGGAAUAGGGACUAUCAGACAAUUAACCAAGGACUUCGUUUCCAAAGAAAUCGGUCUAUUGAAGACCAUGACAUCAUAAUAUGGCUUGGGGACUUCAAUUACCGAAUUGGUUUGCCUGGUGAUACUGUGAGAGGGCUUAUAAAAGCGGGAGACCUCGAAUCGCUAUAUGAACAUGACCAGCUCAAUCUACAAAUGGUCGCCGGCCUCACAUUUCCCUUCUACUCGGAGGCACGAAUCACUUUCCCUCCGACAUACAAGUAUGACAAUGGCACUGAUCGAUACGACACAUCAGAAAAAGCUCGCACUCCGGCCUGGUGUGACAGGAUUCUAUGGAAAGGCAAAAAUAUUCGCCCACUGGAGUAUGACGCUGCGCCCUUGAAAUUUUCAGACCAUCGCCCUGUAUAUGCAACAUUUGAUUGCGAAAUAAGUAUAGUGAAUGAAAAGCUGAAGGAGCAGAUACGCAUGGAACUCUAUGACGCUGAACGGGAUCGGGUUGCAAAUGGUGGAGCGAUAGACUCAGAGCAUGAGGAAACAGACGAGGAGGAUGACCAGGAUUUGAUAGGGUUUGAUGCCAUCGACCCGCGUCUCCCGCCAGCUAGUUCUGAUCGCCACAGAUGGUGGCUUGACCAGGGUCUCCCUGCCAGGUCAACCUUAAAGCCACCGCCAGGUUUCGUGGCCAACCAACACCGGCCCCCAAAUCCAUUUUCCCCGACCACAGAAUCAGAUUGGAUUCAUAUUUCUUAUCCGGACGCCUCUCCUGCUAGAAGCCAAGUAGAUGGGACUCCAGAACUACCAAAACCAAGUGCUCCACAUCCACCAAGUUCGACGCCAGGUGCUCCUCUGAUCGAUUUUGAAAGCGAGGACGAACCAAUACCAUCUCCAACCGCCUCAGUAUUAAGCAGGAGCUUGUCAGGCUUGGUGAUUGCUAGCAAUGGAGAAAUAGGCGUACCCAAGAAACGAGCACCCCCAGUCCCCACAAAACCCUUAUCUAUGAGUAUGAGCCUGUCGCGUAGUCCGACUAUAGCUGCACAUGCAAAUACAAGCCGCAGCCACAACAAGCAAACACCGUCGACACCAAUUUCCCCAGAAGCCCGGUCGACAGCAAUACGUUCGACCCAGACAGGACCCAGAUCUCCUCUGCCGCAGCGCGAAACGUCGGAAGACGGCAACGCGAAAUUGUCCGCCUCAGGAAGCGCUCGUCGUGCAAACCCGCCACCUGUACAGCCACGAAGGUCGAAGCCUGAGAAGGUUUACAUCGACAACUCCGUUAAUUCCUAAAACAGUGAGCGGAUUGUUGCCUCGGGCCCUAUCUAGACGAUCGGCCACGACUACUGAUCGAUCCAGCCAGUGGCCGCUGGAUCAUUCGGAUGUGGAAGUUGAAGAUGGCAUAGCCCCACGAAAGCCAUUGCUUUUGUAGAGGUGGAUUGAAUAUGGGUGUGUGAUAGAAAGGAUUUAGUUUUAGCAUUUGAAGCAUUAUGUCGUUUUCCCCUCAACCUCGUAAUCUCAUUAGUUCAUUCUCAACCCGGGCUGCUAGCUACGUUGGGCUCUCUAGAACUCCAGUGGAUGGAAGGAGAAGAGGUGUAUAAAUGGGCAUGCAAAGCUGGUGAAACUCUGCGGGGGAAGCUGAGCUAAAUACAAUGAACGCAUAGGGACACUUUAAGCCUUUACUAUUCCAAAGGCCUCUCGCCCAAUGGAGUAACGCAGCUAGAUGCUUAGUUACGUACUGAUUGCGAGGGAGUAGGACUAGCGCGGCAAGGGGGGCAGGAAACGAGAAUGAGCAUUUACAACGUAGAAAGGGGUAUAUACUUCAAACAGUCAAUCAGAGGGACAUUGAUCACAAAUUUUUAGGUUACGGAAUCUCCUAAAGAACUAGAGUGGUUCAGAAGGUGCUCAUAGACAAAUGUUCGCUUGGUGAAGAAAGGGGUGGAACAAAUCUAGGACAUCACCAUGACAUGACCACUCACUUUCGUUUUAUUUUUUUCCGCGUUCUCCUUCGCUUGUGUACGAAGAAGCAAUAACCAUCUUCUAAUGCUGUUGUUCUCUCACACAGCUUUAUUCUCUUUUUUCCCCUUUCAUCAUCUAGCUCUCCCUACAAAUCAUGUGCAAAGAGCUUCUACACACUACAGUAACCUUCAAAGAAUCUUUACAGGAAGGUGGAAGAGAGAGGGGAAAAAAGAAAAAAGCGAAUCCUUCAAGCCUCCUCCGAAUUGACGAUGGAUAGUGGUACACUCUGCAUUCAUUCAAUGGAAGGAGUAAGAUGAGGGUGAGAGUAAAGGGAAGAAACAAAAGAGGGGGGGGCAUAUUAGGUCGCAUGGUAAAGAAGUACAACAACGCUCUACAAGAACCCGGGGAUGGAUAUCAAUGAAAAUAGAUAAAAUAUAUCAAAAACUGACAAAUAUGGUAUCAAAGGCAUAAAAAUCUCAUCAAAAAAGAUAGCCAAUGAUUUUUCAUAAACCACGUCCAAAAAUAAUAAUUAAAAAAUCGAUGCUAAAAAAACAAAAC